AUGUUCGCCCCCUGCUCGGGCUGGGGGUUCGGCCGCCUCCGGCUCAGCCAGCUCCGAGUUGGGGCCGGCAGAGCUGCGGGUAGCUGGGCGUGUUGGGCUGGUUCGGCCCGGGAGUACGGCUCAGGUGGGGGCCAGCGCCAGCCUGGGUCCGAGCCCACAGUCUCUCGGCCGGGGCUUGCGCGCCAGGCUCUGAAGGAGUGGGCGCUGCUAGUGAGCCCGUUCGGUCGGCUGCGGGCGCGGCUUCCGUGCCAUUUGGCCGUGAGGCCCCUGGACCCCCUCACCUACCCCGACGGUGACCGCGUGCUGGUCGCGGUGAGAUCAGCGGAAGGCGGGGCGCGGGGCCUGGCCGGCCUGCAGGUGAAAUACGACGAGGCGCUGAAGGAGGUAACCAUCGUGUCUGACACCAUCGACCCCCAGGCGUCCGUGGAGGUGAACGCGCCCCUGAAGUUUGAUUUGAAUAUCAAGUCAUCAGGGUCUGGCUGUGUAAAAGUCCAAAAUAUUGAGUGUGAUAAUUGCAAAAUUGAAACUGAGCAGGGGACUGGCAUCUUACAGUCUGUUAAGAGUCAAAAAUUACAUGUUCAAACAAAAGGAGGCAAAGUGAUCUGUCUGGGAACAGUUUAUGGAAAUAUAAAUAUUCAUGCAUCAGAUAAAAGUACUGUGACCAUAGAUAAACUGCAGGGAAGUACAGUUAAUAUAUCUACUGAAGAUGGUUUCCUGGAAGCCAAGUAUCUUUAUACAGAAUCAUCAUUUCUGUCUUCUGCUGCUGGGGAUAUUACAUUAGGAAGUGUUCAUGGCAAUAUAACAUUACACAGCAAUAUGGGCAACAUCACAGUAGAUUCAUCCUCUGGAUGUCUAAAGGCCUCAACUCAUCUGGGUGCAAUAGAUGUUUACGUCAGCCAACUAGGGAAAGUGGAGUUAAAAUCUCAUGAAGGCUCUAUUCUUGUCAAGGUCGCAUCUUCUCUUCAAGCUCGUUUAGAGUUAUCAGGGAAAGAGGUUGACGUGAACUCAGAAGUCCAUGUUCAAGAAAUGGCUGAAGCUCAUAAAGAUGAUGGUGUAAUAAUUACUGGGCUCAUGAAUCAAGCAAGCAAACAUGAAAAAUGGAUUAAGGCCGAUGCCCCAAAAGGCACUAUAAAUUUUAGAAGUCAAAGCUGGUUUCAGUCCCUGAAACUGCAGGACUAA
This is a messenger RNA of Puma concolor (puma), 1179 nucleotides long. RefSeq names its product family with sequence similarity 185 member A (gene FAM185A). Lineage: Eukaryota; Metazoa; Chordata; Mammalia; Carnivora; Felidae. The record is from RefSeq and is a predicted model, not a curated record.